AUGGGGCACCAGGUUCCAGGGUUCCACCUCAGCGGGACGGUAACAGAGCCAGCGACUGCAACAGAACCAGAGAUGACCUACAAAGUGGCCAUCAGCUUUGACCGCUGCAAAAUCACCUCAGUGACAUGCGGCUGUGGGAACAAGGACAUUUUUUACUGUGCCCACGUUGUGGCGCUUUCGCUGUACAGGAUCCGCAAGCCGGACCAGGUCAAACUCCGUCUUCCCAUCUCAGAGACCCUUUUCCAGAUGAACAGAGACCAGCUCCAGAAGUUUGUUCAGUAUUUGAUUACGGCACACCACACCGAGGUGCUGCCCACCGCCCAGAAGUUGGCAGAUGAGAUCCUGUCGUCCAACUCGGAGAUCAACCAAGUGCAUGGCGCUCCUGACCCCACUGCUGGGGCCAGCAUCGACGAUGAGAACUGCUGGCACUUGGACGAGGAGCAGGUCCGAGAGCAGGUGAAGCUGUUCCUAUCUCAGGGAGGGUACUACGGCUCGGGGAAGCAGCUCAACUCCAUGUUUGCCAAGGUCCGGGAGAUGCUGCGCAUGAGGGACUCCAAUGGGGCCAGGAUGCUGACGUUGAUAACGGAGCAGUUCAUGGCUGAUCCUCGACUCUCCCUCUGGAGGCAGCAGGGGACAGGCAUAACAGAGAAGUGCCGGCAGCUCUGGGGUGAGCUGGGGGCGCUGUGGGUGUGUGUGGUGUUAAACCCCCACUGCAAGCUGGAAGAGAAAUCCUGCUGGCUCCGGCAACUGCGCAAGUGGGGCGAGAUGGACGUCUGUCCCCUGGAAGAUGGCAAUUACGGUAAUGAGCUUCCCAACAUCACCAACGCGCUUACACAGAGCUCUGGUCACAGCCAAGACUCGCUGGCCAGGCCCAGACGAACCGUGUUCACUCGGGCGAUCGAGGGCUGUGACCUCCACUGGCAGGACAGCCACCUGCAGCGCAUCAUCAGCAGCGACUUCUACGUGUCUCCCUCCUACCAGCGUGAGGGCGAGAGCCUCCUAUUCAACUCCCAGGGGCAGCCGCUGUGGCUAGAACACGUCCCAACAGCCUGUGCUCGGGUGGAUGCCCUGCGCUCCCACGGCUAUCCCAGAGAAGCUCUCCGACUAACUGUUGCCAUAAUCAACACCCUGCGACUGCAGCAGCAAAGGCAGCUGGAAAUAUAUAAGCAUCAGAAGAAAGAGCUGCUGCAGCGAGGAGCAACAACCAUCACCAACUUGGAGGGCUGGGUUGGCCACCCUCUGAACCCCAUUGGCUGCCUCUUCCUCACUCUGACCGAAGCUUGUAGAUUAGAAGAGGAAAACUGCCUUGAAAUUUCAGACGCCGGGGACUCCAAACCCCCCGUGUAUCAACAUGUGCCCGUCGCAACCAGCAGCCAAGACAGCGGCGAGUCCUACCUGUCUCUGGCCUUAGAGGUGGCCCUGAUGGGCAUGGGUCAGCAGAGGGUGAUGCCUGAGGGUCUGUAUGCCCAGGACAAGGUGUGCCGCAACGAGGAGCAGAUCAUCGCCCGGCUGCAGGACCUGGAGCUGGACCCGGUGCUGGUGCAGACCCUGCGGAAGCAGUGCAUCUUGCUGCUGGAAGGUGGUCCCUUCAGCGGCCUGGGAGAAGUCAUCCACCGUGAGAGCGUCCCCAUGCACACCUUUGCCAAAUACCUGUUCUCUGCCCUGCUGCCCCACGAUGCAGACCUGGCGUACAAGCUGGCUUUGCGGGCCAUGAGGUUGCCUGUCCUGGAGACCACGGCACCGUCCAGCGAUGUGACUCACCCCCACCACCUGGUCUCGGUGGUCCCCAGCAGAUACCCGCGCUGGUUCACCCUGGGGCACCUGGAGUCGCAGCAGUGCGAGCUGGCCUCCACCAUGCUCACAGCAGCCAAAGGUGACAUGCUGCGCCUGCGCACAGUGCUGGAGGCCAUCCAGAAGAACAUCCACUCCUCCUCUUUGAUCUUCAAGCUGGCCCAAGAUGCGUUCAAGAUUGCCACGCCAAAAAACUCGGCCCCGACGCUGCUCAAUGUGGCGCUGGAGCUGGGGCUCCAGGUGAUGCGCAUGACCCUGUCCACCCUCAACUGGCGGCGGCGGGAGGUGGGGAGGUGGCUGGGGCCAUGCUCCAGCGCUCUGCCGUGACCCUGGUGUUUUCUUGCAGGGGUGAGGGCCCUGGUGAGCAUCCUGCAGAGCUGGUACUCGCUGUUCACCCCCACGGAAGCCACCAGCAUCGUGGCAGCCACGGUGAUGGCGCACAACACCAUCCUGGGAAACUGCGCCCUGUCCGCCCUGACCCUCUGCGAGAAGGACCACAUCGCCUUUGAGACCGCCUACCAGAUCGUCAUCGAUGCUGCCUCCACCGGCAUGACCUACACCCAGCUCUUCACCAUCGCCCGCUACAUGGAGCACCGGGGCUACCCGCUCCGGGCCUUCAAACUGGCCUCGUUGGCCAUGACGCAUCUCAACCUGGCCUACAACCAGGACACGCACCCGGCCAUCAACGACGUGCUCUGGGCCUGCGCCUUGAGCCACUCUCUGGGCAAAAACGAGCUGGCGGCCAUCAUCCCACUGGUGGUGAAGAGUGUGCACUGUGCCACGGUGCUCUCGGACAUCCUUCGCCGCUGUACCAUGACGGCCCCGGGGCUGGCUGGCAUCCCCGGUCGCAGGAACUCUGGGAAGCUGAUGUCCACCGACAAAGCCCCCCUGCGACAGCUGCUGGACGCGACGAUAAGCGCGUACAUCAACACCACCCACUCCCGGCUCACCCACAUCAGCCCGCGUCACUACGGGGAGUUCAUAGAGUUCCUCAGCAAGGCCAGGGAGACCUUCCUCCUGGCGCAGGACGGGCACAUACAGUUUGCCCAGUUCAUUGACAAUCUCAAACAAAUCUACAAAGGCAAGAAAAAACUGAUGCUGCUGGUGCGGGAACGGUUUGGGUGAGCCCCGGCCCCUGCCAUGCUCACUGGCAGGGUCCGGCCGCAGCGCGGUGAUUCAGAGAGAAGGAAGGAAAGUGGAGGUCACCUUCCCCCCAUCGGCAGAGGCUGCUCUGUUCUGGUCUUCUGUUUCUUUUUUAUGUUUUCCUUCUUUUUCUUUUGUUUUUUAUUUUUUUCUUUCUUGGAUUUAACCAUUUCACAUGCUGAGAGGAUCCAGAGAUUCCUUGGGCACAAACCAAAAGGCAACCAUGGGGAAAAAGGAUGGUUCGCUCAGCCCCCUGCCCUCCCUUGCCAAUACCAAAAGCUAACCUGGAAGUCUAAUACCUCUUUCCUGAAAGAAGCAGUCGCUGGAGGGAGCCGAAGGUUGCAAAGUGCAAAAAAAAAAAAUCUU
Pterocles gutturalis (yellow-throated sandgrouse) is the source of this 3300-nucleotide messenger RNA. It is a transcript of the gene ZSWIM5, whose product is annotated as zinc finger, SWIM-type containing 5. The record is from RefSeq and is a predicted model, not a curated record. NCBI's taxonomy places the organism in Eukaryota, Metazoa, Chordata, Aves, Pterocliformes, Pteroclidae. Gene Ontology annotation, cellular component: Cul2-RING ubiquitin ligase complex. Gene Ontology annotation, molecular function: zinc ion binding. The transcript has 15 exons.